UAAAUUCCAGCUGCUGGGAGCCCCCUGGCUGUAGCUGUGAUUAUUUCGGCUCCUCCCAAAUCAUCCCUCCUUCUCUUCCUUACUCUUUUCUCUGAGGCUUCCCUUGCAUCCUUGGAGGCUAGAGGGCGCAGAAAUCAGGGCUCCGACUUUCUCUUAGCCCGUAUUCCGUUUCCUGGCUAGCUGCAGAACAUCCCCUGAGACCAUGACUUCCUCCGAUGUGGCGCGGCACACGGUUUUACAAUCCCUUGGGGGGUUAAAAUCAUGUCCCAGCCCCCAACCAGGCAAAGAAGACAAAGUAGAUGAUUCUCUUCGUUGUUUAAGUAUUAAUGGCCGUGUUGGUUUUGAAAAUUUGCCUGAUCAGUUAGUCAACAGGUCCAUUCAACAAGGGUUUUGCUUCAACAUUCUUUGUGUGGGGGAAACCGGAAUUGGAAAAUCAACUCUGAUUGACACAUUAUUUAACACUAAUUUUAAUGAUCUUGAAUCAUCACACUUUCACCCAAAUGUAAGACUUAAAGCACAGACAUAUGAACUCCAAGAAAGCAGUGUUCGGUUGAAAUUGACCAUUGUCAAUACAGUAGGAUUUGGUGACCAGAUAAAUAAAGAAGAGAGCUAUCAACCAAUAGUUGAUUACAUAGAUGCUCAAUUUGAGGCCUAUCUCCAAGAAGAAUUGAAGAUAAAAAGGUCUCUCUUUAAUUACCAUGAUUCUCGAAUCCAUGCCUGCCUUUACUUUAUUUCACCUACGGGACAUUCCCUUAAGACACUUGAUUUGUUAACCAUGAAGAGCCUUGAUAGUAAGGUAAAUAUCAUUCCUGUGAUCGCCAAAGCAGACACAAUCUCCAAAACUGAAUUGCAGAAGUUUAAGCUCAAACUAAUGAGUGAAUUGGUCAGCAACGGAGUCCAGAUAUACCAGUUCCCAACAGAUGAUGAAAGUAUUUCUAAAAUUAACUCCUCAAUGAAUGGACAAUUGCCAUUUGCUGUUGUGGGCAGUAUGGAAGAGGUCAAACUUGGAAAUAAAAUGGUGAAAGCUCGCCAGUACCCAUGGGGCAUUGUUCAAGUGGAAAAUGAAACUCACUGUGACUUUGUAAAGCUCCGUGAAAUGCUUAUUUGCACAAAUAUGGAGGAUCUGAGAGAACAAACUCAUACUCGACAUUAUGAACUUUAUAGACGAUGCAAACUGGAGGAAAUGGGUUUUAAAGAUGUAGGCCCAGAGAACAAACCUGUCAGUCUUCAGGAGGCCUAUGAAAUCAAAAGACAUGAAUUUUAUGGUGAACGUCAAAGGAAAGAAGAAGAGAUGAAACAAAUGUUUGUGCAGCGAGUAAAGGAGAAAGAAUCAAUCUUGAAAGAAGCUGAGAGAGAGCUGCAGGCAAAAUUUGAACAUCUUAAAAGACUGCAUCAGGAAGAAAGAAUGAAACUUGAAGAAAAGAGAAGGUAUUUGGAAGAAGAAAUAAAUGCGUUUGCCAAAAAGAAAGCUGCAUCUGAGCUCCUCCAAAAUCAGCCUUUAAAUGCAUCUGGUCCCAGUGUGAAGAAAGACAAGGAUCGUAAGAAAUUUCGAAUUCUGGUCCUGUGAUGCCAUGCUUGUGAAAAGGAUGAUGAGCCAACAUAAAGAGACAGAGGGGGCCACAUUGAUACAAGGGGGUGGCCAAGAGUAGCAUUUGGAUUAUCUUGAGGGUUAUGGGUAUGUGUCCAAACAAAGUUAACUUAUGUUCUGUAUAGCUUUGGCAUCUUCUCUUUUGAGAGUGAAGAUACCCUUCUGCAAAUUGCCUCUGUUCACCUUUCUGAUUGUUGUUGGAAUUCAAAAUAACCCCUAUUUAUAGCAAGUAGUGGCACCUUUGGAGAUCUGUGCUUCUGCUUAAACUAACAAUCUUUUGUGUCAGUGGCUUGAAGAUUGCCAAAGAAUUCUCUUUAUUUGUUACUCUGUUACAAACCUUUUACAAAACCAGUUCAAAAACAAGUACAAAACUUGAACUCAGUCUUAAAAUGUUCUUGAAAAUAUAACUGUGAUACAUACAUAGUACCUUUUGGAAGAGAUUUUCCAGAUACACCAAAAGGGGGUAAAAAACCCAAAACAUUUGGGAAGGUUUCAUGGAGAUUUUUAGGCUAGAUCAAUCUAUGUUUUUAAUAGCCUUUAGCAAAUGUUAGUGGGGAAGUUACAGUUUCUAUUUCAAAAACCACAAAAGCAAGAGAAAGUACAAACAUAAUACCAAUGAUAAUGCUAGUUUUUAAUACCUACAAUUUAUUCAAGUUCCAUUUCAUUGAAAUAUUAUUUCAAAUUUAUAAAAAUGCUUAAUCAUUAAGUCUGACAGAGGAGAGUACUAAAUUUGAAGUCAAGACCCAAUUAAAGUCCCAACUCUGUCAUUUUGUGAUGUCGGGCAAGUCACUUAAUCUCUCUAGACCUCAGUGUCCUCAUCUGUAAGACAAGAGGGUUGGACUAGAUGACCUUGACAUCUAGUUCUGCAACACUAAACCAUAAUGUACUUUUUUACUGCUUUUCAGUAUGCUUAUACUGAAUGCUUGUAAGCAUGGAGAGGAGAUGCAAGGUGGAGAGGAGCUUUCCCCCUCCCCCAUUUUUUCCUUUUCACUAUUUUUGGAUGCUUUGGGUAACUUUCUAAUAGUCUUGUCAGGAGAACCACCAGUUUUAGUUUCUGAGGACUAUAGACCAUGGAUCUUGGAAAAUCAUACAGCAUUAUUUUCAAAGUUAAAAGACUAACAGCUCCUCACAUUCUUGUCUAAAAACUCAAACAGUAUUUUUUCCCCUUAUCCUAAUGAAAAUGCAAUAAUGUGGUUUUUGGAAAUAGAUUUUCUAAAUCUUGAUUUUUUUCCCUAGCAUUAUUAAAAAUAAAAAUUGGUUGUUAGAAAAGGCCAUACCAAUCACAAAGCUCUAGGCAUUUCAGUUUUCUGUUUUCUUUUCUUAGAUGCCAGUUAUUCAGUGCUUUUUUUUUCCU
Molecule: messenger RNA, 2942 nt
Organism: Monodelphis domestica (gray short-tailed opossum)
Lineage: Eukaryota; Metazoa; Chordata; Mammalia; Didelphimorphia; Didelphidae
Gene: SEPTIN10
Product: septin 10
Molecular function (GO): GTP binding
Source: RefSeq, a predicted model, not a curated record